Wallemia mellicola CBS 633.66 is the source of this 743-nucleotide messenger RNA. RefSeq names its product NADH-ubiquinone oxidoreductase 23 kDa subunit. Lineage: Eukaryota; Fungi; Basidiomycota; Wallemiomycetes; Wallemiales; Wallemiaceae. The record is from RefSeq and is a predicted model, not a curated record. Gene Ontology annotation, molecular function: NADH dehydrogenase activity; 4 iron, 4 sulfur cluster binding. Bases 50 to 703 code for a protein of 217 amino acids. The transcript is spliced from 4 exons. Gene Ontology annotation, biological process: mitochondrial respiratory chain complex I assembly; mitochondrial electron transport, NADH to ubiquinone. Gene Ontology annotation, cellular component: membrane.
UCAAGCUUGACGCUUUAAUAGAGACGUUUUUGUUGACGUUCACUACAAAAUGAUUACAAGAGGAUAUAGCAAAGUUGCUAGUAAUUUGAAGCCAUUCGGACUAGUAAAUAUUAGAACGUUCGCAACUCCACAGUCUGGUCCUCACGUUUUGUCGACUCAAGCACCUUCAAACCAAACGAAAGCAAACGCAAUCAAGCAUCAAGCCCAGAGACCUGGCAGUGCGCUCGACAAAGCUAGCGAACUUUUCUUUUUCACUGAGAUUCUUAGAGGUAUGUGGGUCGUUGCAGAACAAGCUUUCAAAGCGCCAUACACAAUUAUGUACCCAUUCGAGAAGUCACCACUCUCACCUCGUUUCAGAGGUGAACACGCCCUCAGACGCUAUCCAACCGGUGAAGAGAGGUGUAUUGCAUGCAAGCUCUGCGAGGCUAUCUGCCCUGCCCAGGCCAUCACCAUAGAAUCAGAAGCUAGAGACGACGGCGCACGUAGAACAACGAGAUACGAUAUUGACAUGACAAAGUGCAUCUACUGUGGAUACUGUCAGGAGGCCUGCCCAGUCGACGCAAUCGUGGAAACCCAAAACGCGGAAUACAGCACAGAAACACGCGAGGAAUUGCUCUAUAACAAGGAGAAAUUACUUGCCAACGGUGACAGAGCAGAGGCUGAAAUAGCAGCCAACAUCGUCGCUGACCAUCCAUACCGUUAAAUGUACAACUUUUUACUUCUAUAUAAUGCACUUUUUUUCU